Otolemur garnettii (small-eared galago) is the source of this 3152-nucleotide messenger RNA. RefSeq names its product glutamate ionotropic receptor NMDA type subunit 3B (gene GRIN3B). Gene Ontology annotation, biological process: monoatomic ion transport; synaptic transmission, glutamatergic; ionotropic glutamate receptor signaling pathway. The record is from RefSeq and is a predicted model, not a curated record. Gene Ontology annotation, molecular function: NMDA glutamate receptor activity; transmitter-gated monoatomic ion channel activity involved in regulation of postsynaptic membrane potential. The transcript is spliced from 9 exons. The coding region runs from base 4 to 3126 and encodes 1040 amino acids. Lineage: Eukaryota; Metazoa; Chordata; Mammalia; Primates; Galagidae. Gene Ontology annotation, cellular component: plasma membrane; postsynaptic membrane.
GCGAUGGAGUUUGUGCGGGUGCUGUGGCUCGGCCUGGUGCUGGGGCUGGGACCCGGGCCCGUUGGGGGCCACCCGCAGCCAUGCGGCGUCCUGGAGCGCCUGGGGGGCUCAGUGCGCCUGGGCGCCCUCCUGCCCCGCGCGCCUGGCGCCCGCGCCCGCGCCCUCACCGCCCUGACCCGGGCCAUCCUGGCGCCGAGGCUGCCUCACAACCUGAGCUUGGAGCUGGUGGCCAUGAAGACCCCUGCCCGCGACCCAGCCUCACUUACCCACAGCCUGUGCCAGGCGCUGGCGCCGCCGGGCGUGGCGGCCUUGCUCGCCUUUCCCGAAGCCCGGCCCGAGCUGCUGCAAUUGCACUUCUUGGCCGCCGCCACCGAGACCCCGGUUCUCAGCGUGCUGCGGCGGGAGGCGCGGGCGCCCCUCGGCUCCCCGAACCUGUUCCACCUCCAGCUGGACUGGGCCAGCCCCCUGGAGACACUGCUUGAUGUGCUGGUGUCUGUGCUGCGGGCACAUGCCUGGGAGGACAUUGGCCUGGUACUAUGCCGUGUCCGGGAUCCCAGUGGCCUGGUGGCCCUCUGGACAAGCCGGGCUGGCCAAGCCCCGCAGCUUGUGCUAGACCUAAGCCGGCUGAACACAAGAGACACAGAGCUGCAGGCACACCUAGCCCCACUGAGCCUGCCUGUGGGAGGCGAAGCCCUGGUUUCUGUAGCUGUCCUUCUCGGCUGUGAUGCUCCCCAUGCCCGUCAGGUGCUGGAGGCUGUGCCCCCUGGGCCCCGCUGGCUGCUGGGCACACCAUUGCCAGCUGAUGCUCUGCCAACAGAGGGCCUGCCGCUAGGGCUCCUGGCACUGGGUGAGGUGGCCCGACCCCCACUGGAGGCUGCCAUUUAUGAUGCUGUGGACCUAGUAGCCCAGGCACUGGACAGAGCAGCCCAGGUGCAGCCAGAGCGAGCCCUCCUCCCUACCACGGUCAACUGCAGCAGCCUGCAGCCAACCAGGCCAGAGUCCUCUGGGCGCUUCUUGGCACGGUUCCUGGCCAACACAUCAUUCCAGGGACAAACGGGGCCAGUGCGGGUGACCACGACCUCCCAGGUACUCAUAUCUCGGCACUUCAAGGUGUGGAGCCUGCGCCGGGACCCACAUGGUGCCCCAGCCUGGGCCACAGUGCGCAGCUGGCAAGACGGGCAGCUGGACUUGGAAGCUGGGGGUGCUGCUGUGCGGCCCCCUCCCCUGCAGGGUGCUCAGGCCCCUCCCAAGCUACGUGUGGUGACACUGGUGGAGCAUCCCUUUGUGUUUGCCCGUGAGCCAGAUGAGGAUGGGCAGUGCCCAGCAGGGCAGCUGUGUCUGGACCCUCGUACCAAUGACUCAGCUACCCUGGACACACUGUUCGCUGCACUGGCCAAUGGUUCUGUGCCCCACUCCCUGCGAAAGUGCUGCUAUGGCUACUGCAUCGACCUGCUGGAGCAGCUGGCAGAGGACACGCCCUUUGACUUUGAGCUGUACAUCGUGGGUGAUGGCAAGUAUGGUGCCCUGCGGGAUGGCCGCUGGACUGGCCUGGUGGGGGACCUGCUGGCUGGCAGGGCCCACAUGGCAGUCACUAGCUUCAGCAUCAAUUCAGCCCGCUCACAGGUGGUAGAUUUUACCAGCCCCUUCUUUUCCACCAGCCUGGGCAUCUUGGUGAGGGCACGCGACACAGCCUCUCCCAUUGGUGCCUUCAUGUGGCCGCUGCACUGGUCCAUGUGGGUGGGCGUCUUCUCAGCACUGCACCUCACCGCGCUCUUCCUCACCCUUUACGAGUGGCGCAGCCCCUACGGCCUCACUCCUCGUGGCCGCAAUCGGAGCACAGUGUUCUCCUACUCCUCAGCCCUCAACCUCUGCUAUGCCAUCCUUUUUGGACGCACUGUCUCCAGCAAGACACCCAAGUGCCCCACGGGGCGCUUCCUCAUGAACCUCUGGGCCAUCUUCUGUCUGCUUGUGCUGUCCAGCUACACGGCCAACCUGGCUGCCGUCAUGGUUGGGGACAAAACCUUUGAGGCGCUUUCGGGGAUCCAUGACCCCAAGCUGCACCACCCGUCACAGGGCUUCCGCUUUGGCACAGUGUGGGAGAGCAGUGCUGAGGCAUACAUCAAGAAGAGCUUCCCUGAGAUGCACGGACACAUGCGGCAUCACAGUGCACCCACUACACCUCUAGGUGUUGCCAUGCUCACGAGCGACCCCCCAAAGCUCAAUGCCUUCAUCAUGGACAAGUCGCUUCUGGACUACGAAGUCUCUAUCGACACUGACUGCAAACUCCUGACUGUGGGCAAGCCCUUUGCCAUCGAGGGCUAUGGCAUUGGACUGCCCAGGAACUCGCCGCUCACCUCCAACCUGUCAGAGUUCAUCAGCCGCUACAAGUCCUCAGGCUUCAUCGACUUGCUCCAUGAUAAGUGGUAUAAGAUGGUGCCUUGUGGGAAGCGGGUCUUUGCUGUUACAGAGACCCUCCAGAUGGGCAUCUACCACUUCUCGGGACUCUUUGUGCUGCUCUGUCUGGGCCUCAGCAGUGCUCUGCUCAGCUCGCUGGGUGAGCAUGUCUUCUACCGCCUGGCACUGCCACGAAUCCGUAGGGGCAACAAGCUGCAGUACUGGCUGCAUACCAGCCAGAAAAUCCACCACGCCCUCAACCCAGAGCCACCAGAUGCACAGGAGAGUCCCAGGCCUGAGACAAGUGGCCUUGAGGAACAAGAGAGGCAGGACACAUCGACAGCUCAAGAGGGCUCUGGGGCCUGUAAACAAGUGUGCCAGGCCAUAGGCAAGGAGCGUCGAGUACGCUUCCUGCUGGAGCCCCCUGCAGCUGCAACCCCAGAGAACACAGCUGUAGAGACUAGGACACCAGAGGGCCCCAUGUGGCUGUGCUCCAAUGGCCGCACACCCUCAGUAUUGGCUCAAGGCCCACCACAGCCCAACGAGCUGCAGAAGCUGGAGCAACACAUCGAGGGUGUGCGGGAGCGGCUCCGCCAGGCCCUGAUACGGCGAGGUGACCUCCUGGCCCAGCUCAGGGACAGUGCCCAGCACCGACCAUUGCGCCUGCUACCAGCCAGAGCAGCCCCAGGGGAAGCCCCUUCCUAUUUGGGCCCUUGGGGGAAUAAGGAAUAGAGGCCAAGACUUGGGCCUCUCUGUUC